Amoebophrya sp. A25 is the source of this 3779-nucleotide messenger RNA. The record is from the annotation of a GenBank genome assembly. Lineage: Eukaryota; Dinophyceae; Syndiniales; Amoebophryaceae.
CUCGUCUUCAUGUCUGUGCCUCGGUCACAAGACUCGUGAAGAACACUCGCGAGAUCUAGAAAGCCAGUCGAAUUCACUAGAUUCUAGUGGAGGUGCAAAUGAUCCAGACGCAGCCACACACCCUAGGACUACGCUAGUACCAGAUCCAGAUACCACACAGCGACAUCCAGACGCUGUACUAACACUUCAAGAGGAACAAGAUCGAAAUCCACCAGAAGCAGGAGUAGGACCAGAAGACGAUGAACAUCAAGAUGGCAACUCCAACUUUCACGAAAGCCAAAACAGGAACCUCUCCCCAGCAGUGACGCAAUUGCUAGCAGAGCAUGGCAAUUCCAUGCUCGAAUUAGAGAUGGCUGUUUUGCGCGAUUUUCCAACUCAGAGUGGCACUACAGUUUCGGACUUGCGACGUUUGAGACGUGAAGAACAGCAGUUCGUCUUGCUCGGAAAGUAUCGACAUAUACUACAGAAAGAAGAUGGAGAUGGACAAGAAGGAGGAGGUGUACAAGUAGAAGGUGGACUUGAAGUUGUAGAAGACGCUGGUGAUUCCCGCAGAAUGAUCCUCGAGCCCGACGCCUCGUCCUCUACUACUACAGACUCCGCUUCAACAAAAGAAAAAAUUCAAAAAAAGGAAACCUCGCCUUCUGGUUUUGCACAAAAUUACAAUCCUAGUACCUUCUACAUCGGUCCCUCAUAUGCGGAAGAAGUUUUCAAACAUUCAGUCGAGACCUUUCCAGGGCCAUCAGGGUGUGAACCACUUACCUUCGCUUUUCUUAUCAACGAUUACGAACUACAUCCCUUUACCAGAGAUUACAGCUGCGCCGUGGCAGAGAUGCGAGCUUUGGUUGAGACGUGCUUGAGCAUAGCCUACUUUUUCAACGCUGUGGUGGCUCAUGUUAAGGCUGCAUGAAAUCCAUCUUCACAAGCAUCCGGGUCCCGUUUUUCAAGGAAAAAGGGGGCGAAAGAUGCUGCUGAAGAUGCAUUUCUCCUAGCUCUAAUCAUGAAUAUUACUCCUGCGUGGCGAAAGUGAAAGAAGACUACUUGAUGGCGCUCACUCCUGGCGUGGCAGAUCCAGAUGCUGGCGUGGAGAAAAUUAUGUACAGUUAUGUUAAUCAUCAUCCUCACAAUUAUCUUGCGAGGAUCAUUUUUUAAAAUUGGUUUAUUGGAGGAUGUGUGUUCUAUCUUCACUUUAAUCUAUCCCACAACAUUGAUCCGGAUAAGUGGACAGAGGAGGAAAAGCGUCAGAAAUACAAGCAUUGUGGCGCUGACGACAUCGUGCAAAAGUAUUUCCUCGAGGAAGGACGAGAGAAAUUUAAGGUCUCGCAUGAUUUUGAUCCCAUUUCUCCCAUUGUGAAGUGACGGAUCCGCACCCUAACCUCACCUCAUUCCAACUUACUCACCUAGUACUUCAGCCUCCAUUAUUACUAGGGUGAGGACGAUAGUGUUUAUGUUUUCCCCCUAUUUUCACUUAGAGGCGUUCUGCAAGUCUUGAUUGGCUUCUUCCUUUUAGGUGAAGGCUGAGCUCCCGCGACGCUCAAGGCACUAAGUAAAGCAGCCGGUCAGUUUUCGCCUCUAAAAAUCUAAGUUUAUCCCGUGUGUCAAUACAUUAUAAUAUUAUUACUAGAAAGAGAUCUUACCACUUCUCCUUCUCCAUCUAUUCUUUUUGAGGUAGAGGGAGAAGUACGCUCUUCUUGACUUCUCCAUCUAGCUGUAGCAGCAGAUGUAUCAUUCACAACAGUCCUCUACUUUUUCUAAUCCCUUUGGCCUCCCACCUCGCUUUUCGGACCUAGUACGCCAAGUCGACGCGCGCUGUGUCAAGAGGGUGCAUAUUGAUCUGGAUGACGCGGUAGGGAGAUGGACAUCGCAAGUGCCACAAGCGAGAAUCGAACAACUAGGGAUUAGAGAUGCAGUCGACGGCAUGCGUCAAUCUCUCCCUUUACAUCCCACUCACGGCCACAAAAUGUGGAUGAUGAGCUUGAGCUAUGCGUGGAUGGUCUUGAUAGAGCUUUUCCACCUCUCAAGACACGGCGCAUUACACCCAGACUUCGAUUUGCACAAGCAUUUCUCUCUUGUCACCGACUGGGCCGCGACGGAUUUUUACAAGCGAAAAUUUGCGUUGUGCCACUUAGUGCAAAAAGUUGCCAAGGAGAACUGGGAUCAGUUGCUGUCCGCAGAAGAGGAGGCAGAAGUAAAGGAGCCGCUUGUCUACUCGCUCGUGUCUACUAGUACAACCAAAAGCACGGGCAAGAUUCCGAGAAGAAAAACGACAACUAACCGAAGAACUACAAAAAGUACUAGUACUACAAGUAGUAUGAUUCUUGGUGCAACAAGUACGAGCGCAACUACAACAUCAACGCAUCAUCAUGAAGUAGAUAUUAAACUUAAUAUUUUUAACCGUACAACUAAGAGGAGGACUAAGAGCAAGGUUCUCUCGAUCGCUGAAAUUGGUGUUUUUUCUGGUGAAACUACUGAACAUGUGCUCAAAAACUGUCCGUUGCCAGAAGAUUUGAGGCUCCAAGUCCAUCUCAUCGACCCUUGGGAAGAUAAGGAAUUGGAAUUUGCCAGUAUGAGAGCUUUCGUCCAGAACGAAAACGCAGAAUUUUUAGACCGAUUGGAAAAGGAAUUUGGAGACAUUCAUCAAUCUUCUACAACUUCCGAUAAAUCUUCUACAACUGCCGAUAAGCUAGAGCUGUUGCAGAAUAACAGCAAGGCGGAUGAACAUGGUGAAGCUCCUGCUUUUUUCGGAAAUUUACGACUGAAGAUGCCAUGUCAGAUGAGGACGGCAUCUGCUCCUGGUUCCCCUGGAAACGAGUCACCAUCUUCUUUAUCAUGGUGCUCAAGAACGGUUGCAAAAGCGAAGGCCUCACCUUCGAAGAUAUUGGAAGCAUUGUACCAAUUUAUUCAGGAGGAAUUCAAGUCCUCCUCAGCGUCGUCUUUGUCUAGUACAACUACGCGGCUCCUUACUGCGGCACGUGAAAAACAAGCAGGCUUGUCCUUGUACGAAGUGGAGGGGGCAGAGAGGCAGAUUAUCGUUUCACCUCUGACCGCCAGACGGCACACGUACGACAAUGCUGGGGUUUUCGAGUGGAAAGAUGGUGACAGGAAUAUAAGCGCAGACAUGGUUCUGACGGACCUGCUCAGACGCAUGUUGGCUGUUGGAAAUGAGCAGGAUUCGUCUAGAGGAAGUGGAAGUAGCCAGAAUGUUGUGUAUCUUGUCAAACACGAUCAAGAUCAAGAUCUCCAAGGAGAACAGGAAAAGAAGAACAAUCCGGAGGUGGAAGAGCCGAGGACACAAGAUGAUAACCAAAAGAAGGUGGACCGCCAUUAUAUCAUCAAUCCAGCUGAACCUGGUAUCUUCUUUCAUCGGCAAUCGUCAGUAGAGGCGGCUAAAGUCUUCGAACAGCUGGACAUCGUCUUCAUUGACGGAGAUCACACCUAUAAAGGUAUUCAGGCGGAUCUGGAAGCCUAUGCUCCGAAGACGAGGUUCAUUCUUGCAGGUCACGACUUUGCAACCAGUCGCUUUCCUGGAAUACCAGUCGCUUUGAGCCAUUUCAUUCUUCCUUCGUCCGCUAAGACUGAUAGUAGAAGGACUGGUGACGAUAGUAGCCUCCACGAGCGUGCUGGGGGCAAAGAUUUUGAGCAAUUGAUUCGCCUAGAUACAGAUUAUGUCUGGUGGAUUCCGAGAAUCAGAAAUGAGACAAAAAUAUCAACAUCUUCUAUACCCACAUCAGAAGAUGCUCACUAGUACAUAUUGACUCAUCUUGGAAAGAUUGAUGUUUGAU